Condylostylus longicornis is the source of this 1187-nucleotide messenger RNA. Its product is annotated as OCIA domain-containing protein 1-like. Gene Ontology annotation, cellular component: endosome. The record is from RefSeq and is a predicted model, not a curated record. The transcript has 2 exons. Bases 119 to 1015 code for a protein of 298 amino acids. Lineage: Eukaryota; Metazoa; Arthropoda; Insecta; Diptera; Dolichopodidae.
UAAUUUAUUUUGACAGUCGGCAAAUCGUAAAUAAUCAACUAUUUUUGUCAUAUUUAGUAAAAAAAAAUAACAGAGGUCAUAUUGUGAAAAUUUUUUUUUUACAAAAAAGAUUUUAAGAAUGUCGGACACUUCACAAUUUACCCAAUCACAAUCUCGUUCAGGUGACAGAGAUGUUUAUCAACAAUCACAAUUUCCCAUUGGCAGCGAACAAGUUCAACCCAGACAUCAGUUCUCAUAUUCCCAACCUUCAACGCAAGGACAAAAACCACAACACCCUUUAGCUAAUUAUCAAUUUUCUUCCGAAGAAUUAAGGGUUUUAAGAGAAUGCAAUACGGAGUCAUUUUUCCAACGUUGUAUACCAUUUAGCGCAGUAUUUGGCCUUGGCUCACAUUUAGCAGUCAAAAAUGGUUUUCUGACACCUAAUCCUAAAUAUGGCUCGAUUCCAAAAGUUGUAGUAAGUGUAAUUAUAGGCUAUUUUCUUGGCAAAAUCAGCUAUCAACAAAAAUGUGCUGAAAAAAUGAUGCAAUUACCAAACUCAAAAUUGGGAGAAAUUUUAAGACAAAAAAAGCAAGGGGGCAUUGUGGGUUCUUUGCCGAAUCAAGGCAUGGGAACUCCCGGAUUCGGUUUAACGCCGUUCUCAGCUGCUCCAAACAACGACGUCUAUGACGAUACACAUUUAAAAGAUAAGCAAACUAGAUCAAAUGCGUUGGACUUGGAUACUGAAAGACCUACUUUUAGUUUAGAUGAUAGUCAAAAUUUUGGUGAUAUUGGCAAUCAAAAUGAAACUUUACCUUUAGAACCUCCUAAAAAAUUGGUAACUUACGAGGAGCUUAGAAAAACUAAUCGGGAUAAUUACUACAAAAGAGCGCAAAGUAAUGCACCAAUUAUACAAGAUUCACCGAGUGUAAUAAGAACAAGAGAAAUUCCACCGUCAACAAGUAAUAGUGAUGAAGCACAAAAUGAACCGAUAAAGCCAAUGAAGAAAAAUCAAUAUGGCGACGUUUGGUCGCAAUAAUAAUACUAUAGAAUUUUGAAAAUGCAAAUGGAAAUUGUUCAACCUUAGAAAAACUAAUCGUCUAAUAACGAAUGUUAUAAAAAAUUUAUAUUUCUUAGAUAUUUAUGUAUUUAGAUAUAUUCAUCAUAUAUCUAAAGCAGUUAUAAUUUUUAAUUACACAAAAAUAAACAUU